This is a messenger RNA of Brassica napus (rape), 1585 nucleotides long. Its product is annotated as G-type lectin S-receptor-like serine/threonine-protein kinase SRK. The coding region runs from base 261 to 1412 and encodes 383 amino acids. NCBI's taxonomy places the organism in Eukaryota, Viridiplantae, Streptophyta, Magnoliopsida, Brassicales, Brassicaceae. The record is from RefSeq and is a predicted model, not a curated record. Gene Ontology annotation, biological process: protein phosphorylation. Gene Ontology annotation, molecular function: ATP binding; protein kinase activity. The transcript is spliced from 6 exons.
GUAAGAGUUUUAAAAUAAAUAGAUACAUUUAUAUAAAAAAAUCAGUUUUUUAAAAGUAGGUCUAGUGGCAAUAGAUUUAAUAUUCUAGGGUACACUAAGGGCAGAUAAUAAGAAUGAUCCUGAAUUAAUAAUACUGAUUCUGUUUUUUUUUAGGCAAAACUAGAAGGUUUAGUGGAACAAUCAAAAGGGUUAUAAUUGGUGGCGGAGGAGCCAUCUGCAGUGUUCUGGCUUUCACCAUCUUAUGGUGGUGCUGGAAGAUAAUGCAGAAGCCAUCAGGAGCAACUGAUUUGCUAAUCGACGGAGAUAGAACUGACUCGUACGAGGUUGUGGCAGCUCGAGUUCAACGGAUAGAGUUUCUAACUAUAGCUGAAGCAACAAACGACUUUUGUGAUUCAAACAUACUUGGCAAAGGUGGAUUUGGUACAGUUUACAAGGGAAAAUUAGUUGAGGGGACAGAUAUCGCUGUGAAGAGACUGACCAGAAUGUCAGAUUCGGGAACCUCUCAGUUCUUGAACGAGGUGAAUUUAAUUUCAGAACUUCAGCACUUCAAUGUUAUUAGUCUACUUGGGUAUUGUUUCCACAGUGACGAGCACAUAUUGGUGUUCGAGUACCACGCAAAUCGAAGCCUUGAUUUGUAUAUCUUUGGAAGUACCGAAAGCUCUAAGCUAAGUUGGAAAAUAAGACAUAAAAUAAUUAAAGGAAUCGCAAGAGGAAUGACGUAUCUCCACCACGAUUCAUGUGUAACGAUCAUCCACCGAGAUUUGAAAGUAAGCAACAUCUUGCUUGAUAAAGAUAUGAAUCCCAAAAUAUCGGAUUUUGGGAUUUCUCGACUAGUUAGUAGAGACCAUAUCCAAACCAACACGAAUAAGGUAGCUGGAACCCGGGGAUACAUAGCUCCCGAGUGCUGGUCUGACAAGAUAUUCACAAAAAAAACUGAUGUCUUUAGUUUUGGAGUUGUGAUUCUUGAAAUAAUAAGCGGCAAGGCGAACUAUAAGUUCACCAACUCUAAGGGAGAGACUAGUCUCCUCACAUGCAUGUGGAGGAACUGGGAAGAAGAAAGCUUGCUUGAGGUAGUUGAUCCAUCCAUUAUGGAUUCAUCAUCUUCACCGUUAACAAUGAUUCAGAUCGUUCGAUAUACCCAAAUUGGUCUGUUAUGCAUUCAAAAUAUUCCACAAGACAGACCUACAAUGUCCUCCCUUGUGGUAAUGUUUGAAAGUUCAACCGAACUUCCUCGUCCUAAACCUCCCGUUUAUUUUAACAGUGACACUACAUACAGUACUUUUGAGAUCGGUUCUACAUCUAUGUCGACAACAAUGUCCUCCCUUGUGCGUACAGAAUAUUCCACGAGACAUACCUACAAUGUCCUCCCUUGUGGUAAUGUAAGAAAGUUCAACAGAGCUUCCUCGGCCUAAACCUCCCGUUUAUUUUAACUAUGACACUACGAACAGUACUUUUGAGAUCGGUUCUACGUCUACGUCGACCAUACGGCCAACCAGCAAAUAUCAGUCAACUAUAGAACCUAGCUAAAGUUGAAAUGUUUUACUUUUCCUUAUAUCAAUAAACAUCAUGUAUGUAUUUUGUUGGA